Messenger RNA from Exserohilum turcica Et28A, 1893 nucleotides. RefSeq lists its product as uncharacterized. The coding region runs from base 1 to 1893 and encodes 630 amino acids. The transcript is spliced from 4 exons. Gene Ontology annotation, biological process: nucleotide catabolic process. Gene Ontology annotation, cellular component: cytosol. NCBI's taxonomy places the organism in Eukaryota, Fungi, Ascomycota, Dothideomycetes, Pleosporales, Pleosporaceae. Gene Ontology annotation, molecular function: hydrolase activity. The record is from RefSeq and is a predicted model, not a curated record.
AUGCCAAAAGGACCUCUGGAAUGGGGACAGAUCAACUUCCUACACACCACGGAUACCCAUGGAUGGCUUGAAGGACACAUCAAGGAGCAGAACUACGGCGCUGACUGGGGCGACUUUGUCAGCUUCACAAAGCACAUGAAGCAGAAAGCUCGCAAACUUGGUGUUGACUUGCUUCUGAUCGACACAGGGGACUUGCACGACGGUGCCGGGCUCAGCGACGCGACAACACCCAACGGCAACGUCUCCAAUGCCAUCUUUGAAAACAUCGACUACGACCUCUUGACUAUCGGGAACCAUGAGCUCUACGUGACCGAGAUUGCUUAUGAGACCUUCAGCAACUUCUCCAAGGUCUAUGGAGACAAGUAUCUUACCAGCAAUGUUCAGAUCAUCAACCCGGCCACGGGUCAGUUCGAGUACAUUGGCGCUCAGUACCGUUAUUUCACCACUGAGCAGGGAUUGCGCAUCAUGGCGUUCGGUGUGCUCUUUGACUUUACCGGGAACAGCAAUGUUUCCAAGGUUAUCAAAGCUGCUGACAUGGUCAAGGAGUCGUGGUUCCAGCACGCCGUCAACUUCACCGAGCCCAUUGAUCUUUUUGUGGUCACUGGUCACAACCCUGUGCGAACCACCGCUUCUAGUAGUACCAUGGGAACUGUGUUCAAGGCCAUUCGCAGUAUCAGGCCCGAUACGCCGAUCCAGUUCUUUGGAGGCCAUACGCACAUUCGAGACUUUACAGUCUACGAUAACAAGGCCACUGGUCUCGAGUCUGGCCGUUAUUGUGAGACGCUGGGCUGGCUUGCAAUGUCUGGUAUCCACUCGGCUACUGGAAAAGCACCUCAAAAGCCCAAAGGCGUACCGAACCCCUCUCGCCCUGCCGUGGUGCAGAAAAGGACAGGAAAUUUGUCUGCUAGGUCGGUCCCAAGCUCCUCGACCGUCUAUGAGCGCAGAUAUCUUGAUUGGAACCGAAACACGUUUGAGUACCAUGCCGAGGGAAGCCAGCGCUAUUACAAGGCGUUUGACACCCCCCAUGGUGUUGAGGUCACUUCGGAAAUCACAACAGAACGAGCUAAGCUUAACCUGACCAAUCUUUACGGCUGUGCGCCAGCGACAUACUGCCAGUACUGCAAGCCAUUUCUGGCCGAGGGUAACAUCUUCAAACUUCUCCAAACCGCCUUGGCUACGGUUGUCGUCAACGAGACGCGCAAGGACACCGCUCGAUUCAUCAUCAUCAACACCGGUAGCGUGCGCUUCGAUCUCGCCGAAGGUCCCUUCACAUACGACGACUCAUUCAUCGUUUCGCCAUUCAAAGACGUCUUCCAAUACAUUGCUGAUGUGCCAUAUGAGCAAGCAUCCAAGGUGCUCGAUAUCCUGAAUGCAGGCCCAUACCAAAGAAAGAAGCGCGACCUCGAGUCGACCGACUUUGGCUUUAGUCCUAUCCUCGCAGACCGCGAUACCUGCAUUGACCCGCCACUCACUCACCAAUAUGAAGGACAUACUCGUCGUUCUAGACAAAGUGGCCGCCUCAUUCGCCGCCAAUCGACUGCUCCAACACCAGGCUAUACCACCACAGACGAUUUCGGCACCGACGGCGACGAUACGAUACAUUCACGCAUUCCAAACUACUCGCAACCAAACGAUCUCCAGGCCAAUGCUUCCUUUCCACUUGACGGAUCUAUGCCAAAGAGUGUCGAUCUUGUCUUCCUGGAUUUCAUCGCAAGCUACAUCAUUAACGCCUUGAAUGAGCCUGAUGUUGGUGGCAACUUCUCACUCAGCCAGGUCUCGAACUACAUAGAUGGGAACUUUACAACCAACAGCUAUUUGCCGGCGUAUGCGAAGAUUGCGUGGCAGAAAAAUGUGCCAAACUGUCCUGUAGGCAAGGGAAUCGGUAGUUCGUAG